AUGGCUUCCCCAAGAACGUUUCAAUUUUAUAAAACCGGAAUGCGAGUAGACUGUACUACGUACGGCGAGACUACACCUAAGGAGCGAUAUUUCUCACGUCAAAGAGCACGCUUCUCCACCCACCACCCCACCUCGUCGCAGUGUGCAAGCAUCAUCGUUUAUCCGUUGGACAAUGUUCCGUCCUUUGCUCGUCGAGGGCUCUCAACUCGGCCGGUUUCCGGAAUUUCAGCAGGGUUGAUACGCCCACAAGUGCGGCGCAGCCAUGCAGCAAUAAUCCUCGAACUGCCACAGCCGACAUGUUGUUAUUUGACAAGCAUGAAACAGACGUGUUUGACUUCGAGGGUUUCCCGAUGA
Messenger RNA from Coccidioides immitis RS, 354 nucleotides. RefSeq lists its product as uncharacterized. The coding region runs from base 1 to 354 and encodes 117 amino acids. NCBI's taxonomy places the organism in Eukaryota, Fungi, Ascomycota, Eurotiomycetes, Onygenales, Onygenaceae. The transcript is spliced from 2 exons. The record is from RefSeq and is a predicted model, not a curated record.